AUGGUGUAUCACGAUAACAUUCCCAAACCUAAUGUGUCUCAAGUUGUUUCACCUCUCGUAUCUCCUAUGGUAACUAAGGUGGUAGAUAUUCAUGAGCAUUUUGAAAAUGAAGAAGAGAUUGAAUUUCAUGACGACAUGUUGCAUUGGAUUCGAACAGAGACAAUGAAACUAGGAUUUGGUGUUGUGAUUGGAAGAUCCGAUAAUGGUACGUCUAGAAGAAAUGUAUCUAUGACUUUGACAUGCGAAAGAAAUGAGAAAUAUAUUUGUCGUAUCCAAAAACUGAAACACGACGACAACGGUUCAAGAAAAUGUAAAUGCCCGUUUAAGUUGCGUGGUUAUCAUUUGGCAAAUAACAAAUGGAGAUUUAAUGUGAUAUGUGGUUUACACAACCAUGAUCUAAGUCAAAAGUUGGUCGGUCAUCCAAUUGCAUGUCAACUUCUUUCGGAUGAGAAGAUAUGUGUAUUUGACAUGAAUUUGAGCUUAGUACCGCCCAAGAACAAUCUUGCACCUUGA
Messenger RNA from Vicia villosa (hairy vetch), 513 nucleotides. RefSeq lists its product as uncharacterized. The transcript has a single exon. Gene Ontology annotation, molecular function: DNA-binding transcription factor activity, RNA polymerase II-specific. NCBI's taxonomy places the organism in Eukaryota, Viridiplantae, Streptophyta, Magnoliopsida, Fabales, Fabaceae. The record is from RefSeq and is a predicted model, not a curated record. Bases 1 to 513 code for a protein of 170 amino acids.